AUGUAUAUCGAUAUAUUUUGCUAUUAGCAACCCUAAAAAUCGUGUGUAACUUUGUUUUGUUUGCACGUUAUAGAAUAUGGGACGUAGAAAAUUUUUUCCGCCAAACAAGGUGAUGCAGCACGGGGAUUUCAUAAACCAAAUUCGCAAAACCCUUUAUUAUGGUGCUGAUACAGUGGAUUCUGAAAUGGAAGUCUCACUCCCUUUGGCAGAAUAUGCGGCUGAGAUUUUUUCAGAGCCCCAUCGUGGACAUUCGCUGCAUCGCCUCACCUGCGUGGCCGCGGGAAAAAUUCACGCCACGCCUUGCUCCUUAAUUAUGGCAUUAAUAUAUUUGGACCGUUUGAAUGUCAUAGACCCGGGAUACUGCUGUAGAAUCACCCCUCAAGAACUGUUUGUUGUUUCACUGAUGAUUUCAACCAAGUUUUAUAUUGGCCACGAUGAGCGUUUUUUUUUAGAAGACUGGGCGAAAGCUGGCAGCAUGACGGAGGAGAGGCUUAAAGAAAUGGAACUCGAAUUUCUUUCCUCUAUCGACUGGAACAUAUAUAUAUGCAAAGAAGAAUUCUUUAAAAAACUAUGUAGAAUUGAACGUGCAUUGGCCGAACGUGAAGGAUUGCGAAGAGGAUGGUUAACAUACAGCGAGCUUGUUCGACUAUUACCUUGCUUUACAUUGACAAAAUUUUUACUAAACAGCAUUGGAGUUUUGACAUUAAGCUAUGCUGCCAGCGUAAUAACUUUAGCUGGUGCUUUCUUUAUAGCUAGCCAUGUGCCUGGGACAUUGUGGCAUAGCAAGAGUGUGGCUUUAAACAUUGAUUCUUCAAUAAAAACAGCAUCGUCAUCCGAACUUAAUGCAACUCAAUCUGCUUUUGUAGAUACAGAAGAAAUUUCCGAAUCACCUUUAAGCAAAAGCUGCACUUAUUUAAAUAUUGAAGUUGAUUUGCUAAAUAUAGAAGAAAAUUACGUUACUGAGAUAAGACUGAAUGAGAUGCAGUCCAUCCGACCCUUGGCGCAAUUUGAGCCUAAUUAUUCGCAAAGAAGUAAUUAUCAAAAUCCAAACAACUGGUUAACUGAUCAACGCGUUCGUUUAAAUGACUGCUGGAAUCAAUCAAAAAAUGCAUCAUUUUUUUGGCAAUUUCUUACUAAUUCAAUUAAACAUUCGUUAUUGGUACCUUGGCCGGAUGUGUGGUCAAAGCUAAUAUAAUAAUUUGUUACAAUAAAACACACUACACGUAAUAAUAUAUUUUUACAACAAAUGCAAAAGUAAAUACAGAAAGUAUUUAAAACAAA
This is a messenger RNA of Drosophila bipectinata, 1281 nucleotides long. RefSeq names its product protein CNPPD1. The record is from RefSeq and is a predicted model, not a curated record. Gene Ontology annotation, molecular function: protein kinase binding; cyclin-dependent protein serine/threonine kinase regulator activity. Lineage: Eukaryota; Metazoa; Arthropoda; Insecta; Diptera; Drosophilidae. Gene Ontology annotation, cellular component: nucleus; cyclin-dependent protein kinase holoenzyme complex. Gene Ontology annotation, biological process: regulation of cyclin-dependent protein serine/threonine kinase activity.